Molecule: messenger RNA, 2131 nt
Organism: Colius striatus (speckled mousebird)
Lineage: Eukaryota; Metazoa; Chordata; Aves; Coliiformes; Coliidae
Exons: 5
Coding region: 464-2080 (538 amino acids)
Biological process (GO): regulation of systemic arterial blood pressure by vasopressin; positive regulation of vasoconstriction; G protein-coupled receptor signaling pathway
Cellular component (GO): membrane
Molecular function (GO): vasopressin receptor activity; peptide binding
Source: RefSeq, a predicted model, not a curated record
CCCCCCCAAAACAAGCCCUGAGGCUGUGGAGGAGGGGCGGCUCUGCUCCUCUUAUCAAGAUCUGGGGGAAUGAGGAAGGAACUUCAACCCCCACCCCGGGGGAGGUGGGAGCUCAGCAGGGGGUCCCCCCCCACUGGGAGGGUUCAGAGUGGGAGAGGGGGUUGGUUUGUCCCAGUCCAGCCCAGUUUGAUCCCAGUCCCAGCACUGGGCAAGAGGGAGGUGGAGGUGGGUGCUCAGGACUGGGACACCCCCCAAAACUGUUGGAUUCACCCCCAAAACCAACGGAUUCCCCCUUGGAAUCAACAGAACACCCCCAAAAUCAACGGAUUCACGCUCAAAACCGACAGGUUCACUCACAAGAUUAAGAGAUCUCUCCUCAGAAUUGACAGAACACCCCCAAAAUCAACAGAUUCCCCCCCAAAAAUCGACGGACCCCCCCAGAACCAGCAGGACUCCCCCCAGAAUGGAGACCCCCGCUCCCGCCCCCUCGGGCACCCCGUGGCCCCCCCGCGACGCGGCGCUGGCGGCCGCCGAGGUGGGGGUCUUGGCCGCCAUCCUGGCCUUGGCUUUAGGGGGCAACGUCCUGGUUCUGGUGGCUCUGAGACCCCCGAGAGCCAGGGGAGGGGCCGGGGGCUGCCCUCGGCCGGCGCCCCCCCUGCGCCGCUACCUGCGGCACCUGAGCGUGGCGGAUCUGGGGGUGGCCGGGGGGCAGGUGCUGCCGCAGCUCCUGUGGGACGUCACCGACCGCUUCCGAGGCCCCGACCUGCUCUGCCGCCUCACCAAGUACCUGCAGGGCGUCGCCAUGUUCGCCUCGGCCUAUGUGGCCGUGGCCAUGGCCUACGACAGGCACCGCGCCAUCUGCAGGCCCCUGGGCGCCCAGAGGAGGAGGAAGGGGGCGAAGAGGGGAGGCGGGGAGGGGGGUGGCUGCUGGAGGGAUGGGGACGGGGGGAAUGUGGCCGGGGCCCAGGGCCGGAGGGACACGUGGGAUGGGACAUGGGAACCUGCAGGGGGGUGGGAACAAGGCAGGGACAAUGGCACUGCCGCAUCUUCCCAGGGACCCCCCGGCACACCUCCCACCCCCAGUGUCACCACGAGGUCCCUGUCACCCCCGCCUAGCCCACAGGUUGCAGCGGGGGGGUCGUGGGACACCAUGGGGGAGUCUCAGGUCACUGUGGGGGAGUCUAAAGCUGCUGAAGGGGGGUCUCAGGCCACCACAGAGGGGUCCUGGGCCACUAUGGGGACAUCUAAAGCCACUGAGGGGGGAUCCCAGGCCACUGUAGAUGGGUCCUUGGCCACUACAGGGGGUUUGCAGGCCACCAAAGACGGGUCUAAAGCCACUGAGGAUGGGUCUAAAGCCAGCGAGGGGGGGUCCCAGCCCAGACCAGCCCAGCCCUGGGCACCCACGAGGUGGAUCCAAGUCGCCCUGAGCCAGAGCCGGGGUCACCUGAGGUCACAGAGUGGCUCCGGCCCUUUGGGUACCUGCAGAUGGGCUCAAGUGGCCACCAGCCGCGCCAGGGCCGGCGUGAGGAGGUUGGGGUGGAUUUGGGGCCGGGCCAGGAGGCGCUGGGGUCCCCUGGCCACGGCCUGGACGUUGGCUCUGCUCUUCGGCUUACCCCAGGUGGGGAUUUUCGCCAGGAGGGAAGUGGGGCCGGGGGAGGAGGAUUGUUGGGCCACGUUCAUCCAGCCCUGGGGGGCUCGUGCCUACGUCACCUGGGUGGCCCUGGCCGUGCUGGUGGCCCCGGCGGCUUUGCUGGGGGGGCUGCAGGUGGCCGUGACCAGGGAGCUGGCACCGGGGGGGCGUCGGGUCGGGCUGGCCAGAGCCAGGGCCAAAAGUCACCGGAUGGCCAUGGUGGUGCUGGGGGUCUACGUGGGGUGCUGGGCGCCCUUCUUCUGCGCGCAGCUCUGGGCCGUGUGGGACCCCCGCGCGCCUGUUGAAGGUCCCGCCUUCACCAUCCUGAUGCUGCUGGCCAACCUCAACAGCUGCACCAACCCCUGGAUCUACGCCGCGUUCAGCACCAGCCUGUCCCGCGCCAUGGGCCGCAUCCUGUGCCCCUGCCGCCGGCACACAGCACCGCCCUGAGCCGGGCACACCUGCGGUUGCACGAGGAGGGGGGUUCUUGUGCCACGCGGA